Prorocentrum cordatum is the source of this 952-nucleotide messenger RNA. The record is from the annotation of a GenBank genome assembly. NCBI's taxonomy places the organism in Eukaryota, Dinophyceae, Prorocentrales, Prorocentraceae.
AGGUCCCGGUGUCGCGCAAGCUGCCCGGCGAACCGAAGCUCAUACUGACCAAGGGCCCGGGUUCCGCCGAGAUGGCCACCUCCAGCGGCGCCGUGUACACGACGGAAAACGACGGGAGGAAUUGGACUUCUAAGGUGAAGGAGACAGUGGACGCCACGCUGAAUCGCGUUUCUUCGAGCGGAGUGAAGGGGGCCAGCUACUUCACUGGGUCUGUGAAGGGCAUCAAGAGAUCCGACGCUGGCCAAUACCUUGCUGUGGCCCAGCGCGGCAACUUUUAUCUGACCUUCUCAGAAGGCGAGGACCGCUGGGUCCCGCACAACCGGAUCUCCGCGCGCCGCAUCCAGGCGAUGGGCUUCCGGAGCGACAACAACACCAAGACCUCGCCUGGUGUUUGGAUGAGUCUCAACGGUGGGUAUCUGACGCAAGCCACUAACCAGCAGUACGCCGAGAUGACUGCCGAAACCAAGGACCUCUUCGACUUUUCAAAGAUCCGCACUGGCGGCAUCGGCAUCAUCGACCUGGCCUUCCGCACGGCGACUGAGGGCUGGGCUGUUGGAGGCAGCGGCGUCAUCUACUACACCAUCGACGCUGGCAAGACCUGGGGAUUUGACACCUCUGGCAGUGAGCUGCCCUGCAACUUGUACAACGUAAAGUUCUUCGAGAAAGGCAAGGUUGGCUACAUGAUCGGCUCUCAGGGAAUUCUUCUGCGGAAGGCGUUUGAGGCGUGAUGACCAGUAGAUGGCCGGCCUCUUGCAUUGCACCUGCCUCAGCCGUGCGGUUGAGGAAUUGUAGCAGUUUGGCAUAGCAGACGCCGACGACGCGCAAGCUAAGAGUUUCUGUCCAUGGCGCUUUUUCUUCCUCUAAGUAAGAGGCGCUGGAGCGACCCAGAGCGUUCCAGAACGCUCCGGAACGAUUUUGCCUCUCUGAUCCUGUCCCUGUCCUGGCUUCGUCU